UUAAAACUGGUGUUAUUUCUAUCGCUAUCGCUAUUCCUUUCAUUGUGCAAGGGGCUUUAUAAUUCACUGGGUCGCAUUCGUGCUAUGCAAAAACAAGACAGCUAUGAAAUAAUUUUUUUUGGGCAAUUUGUUAAUUUCUUUUGACUGAAAUGAUUGAAGAGCACGACGAACGUGAAACAAUAUGCGAUUCAGUAAAUUCAUUGAUUGAAGGCUGUCGUUUGCCAGUUCGUAUGAGUGGCACGGAUGAUUGGCCACUUGCUGAAAUUAUCAGUGUCAAAGAAGUAGAAGGCAUCAAAUGGUAUUAUGUUCAUUAUGUAGAUUUUAAUAAAAGAUUAGAUGAAUGGGUCUCUGAAGAUUUCUUGGAUACUAGAAAGGUUCAAUAUCCUCGUCGUGAUGGAAUUACACCAGGAACUGGUGCAGCAACACCAAAAAAACAAGCAGCUAGUAGACCUCCUAGUCCUAGUAGUGCUAGCAAUGAACCAGUUAAUGGUUCGGCAGUUUUACAAGCUGCUUUACAAAAGAAAAUGUCUAGGAAAAGAAAAGCUACAUUUCCAGAAAACGAAGAUUCUCAGGAUGGUCCACCUCAAACGCCAGGUCCUAGACCUACUGGUUCUUUAGUGGCACAUCAUCAUGAUGAUGUAGUGACGAGAAUGAAAAACGUAGAGUUAAUUGAACUAGGCCGUCAUAGGAUAAAACCUUGGUACUUCAGUCCGUAUCCGCAAGAAAUGGUGAAUUUAUCUUGCAUAUAUAUUUGUGAGUUCUGUCUAAAAUACAGAAAAAGUCGUAAAUGUUUGGAAAGGCAUUUAGUAAAGUGUAAUUUACGCCAUCCACCUGGAAAUGAGAUAUACAGAAAAGGAUCUAUAUCGUUUUUCGAAAUUGAUGGACGCAAGAACAAGAACUAUGCACAAAAUCUUUGUCUUCUGGCAAAGUUGUUUCUAGAUCACAAAACUCUCUAUUAUGAUACGGAUCCAUUUUUAUUUUAUGUAAUGACAGAUUUCGAUAGCAGAGGUUUUCACAUAGUUGGUUACUUUUCGAAAGAAAAAGAAUCUUCAGAGGAUCACAAUGUAGCCUGUAUUCUGACACUGCCACCAUAUCAAAGAAGAGGUUAUGGCAAACUCUUAAUAGAAUUUUCGUAUGAAUUAUCAAAAUUCGAAGGAAAGACUGGCUCUCCCGAAAAACCUUUGUCUGAUUUGGGUUUACUCUCGUACCGAAGUUAUUGGGCGCACACAAUACUCGAUAUUCUACUGAACAUAAAGCCUGUGGUAGAGAAUGAAAAACCACAGAUAACAAUAAGCGAAAUUUCCGAAUUGACGUCGAUUAAGAAAGAAGACGUGAUAUCAACUUUACAAAAUUUGAAUCUCAUCAAUUAUUACAAAGGACAAUAUAUUGUAACGUUAAAUAGAGAAAUUAUUGAACAGCACAUGGCCGCAAUGGAAAAGAGGCAAAUUAGAAUAGAUCCUAAGUGUCUGCAUUGGACUCCUAAAGACUGGAGUGUUAGAGCAAAAUGGUGAAAUGAAACUGUAAUUCUCUUGCGUUAUGUACUUGUGUCGCAAUCAUCUACGAGUUCGUCGACUUAUGCAGGUUGUUAUAACACAAAUCAAGGCACAAGUAACUCAAAAACUUUAUCUAAAAACAUCUGCAGUAACAGCAUAUUUUAGGAUCGGACGUUUAAUGUUUUAAUACGAUAGCUAGCUGUUUUUAAAAAAUACAUGAACUCUAAUGCGAUAGUUCGAUUUAUACAAGUAACUUACUGAUCUUGUAUUGAAUUGUAAAUAAAUGUGAUUUUAUAUAAUUUUUUUUCUAUAACUCAAGUAUAUCUAAGUGUGAUAGGAAAACGUUUGUAUAAGUCCUCAACAUUUGGAUAUUUGUAGUCUGAUCUUAAUAUACAAAGACAAAUGAAGA
Pseudomyrmex gracilis is the source of this 1902-nucleotide messenger RNA. It is a transcript of the gene Tip60, whose product is annotated as histone acetyltransferase Tip60. Gene Ontology annotation, biological process: regulation of DNA-templated transcription. The record is from RefSeq and is a predicted model, not a curated record. The transcript is spliced from 6 exons. Gene Ontology annotation, molecular function: histone acetyltransferase activity. NCBI's taxonomy places the organism in Eukaryota, Metazoa, Arthropoda, Insecta, Hymenoptera, Formicidae. The coding region runs from base 150 to 1511 and encodes 453 amino acids.